Molecule: messenger RNA, 3485 nt
Organism: Gigantopelta aegis
Lineage: Eukaryota; Metazoa; Mollusca; Gastropoda; Neomphalida; Peltospiridae
Product: small G protein signaling modulator 1-like
Exons: 24
Coding region: 97-3468 (1123 amino acids)
Biological process (GO): activation of GTPase activity
Molecular function (GO): GTPase activator activity
Source: RefSeq, a predicted model, not a curated record
UGUCAAACCAGCUUGGAAUCAGAGACGAUGUUACAACUAGAAACAUUAGACAAUUUGUGAUGUACGCGUAACGCUUUACAGUUAUUAACUCUUUUUAUGUUAAAAAUGUCUACUUCAGAUUCAGAAAUGCGGCAAGUGUUGCUUCGUGCUGUGAAAAAAGAGGUAAAACAAAUUAUGGAGGAAGCUGUUACCCGCAAGUUUGUCCAUGAAGAAUCCAGCAGUAUUACCUCCCUUUGUGGAGCAGUGGAGGCCUGUUUGCUACAUGGCUUAAAGAAGAGAGCACUGGGUCUGUUCAAACUGAGUACCACCAUGGCACUGCUACAGAAGAUAGCCAAAAGCUUUGAGCCAGCAGCUUCAGUGGUCAAGAUGGUAUCUGAAGCAGAGACCACCAAUGAACACAGCAAGAAAUCACUAGACAACAACAAGAACCAGACUAAGAAGAGUGUCUCAUCCUACAAUCCACGAUAUCGGUGGAUCCGAAUUUCAAUUUUUGAAAAACAGCUGGCAAAAAUUCUCGAUUACCUCGUCCAGAAUAACAGCAAAUAUUACGAACCUGAUGCACUGAUUGCAGACCCAGUAGAUGGUCCAAUAUUUGCAUCAUUGCUUGUGGGUCCCUGCGCCCUGGACUACACAAAGAUGAAAACCUCGGACCACUUCUGGACUGACCCUCCGGCGGACGAGCUUGUCCAGAGACACCGAAUACAUUCAAGUGGCAAGCAGGCGUUUUCCACAAGCCCUGGCUCGCCAAAACGACCAGGACUGCAAGUGGCUACAAAUAUAAAGGGUUUAUCGAGUUCUAGCAGUGAAGACAGCCCGAAGGGAAAUUUCCACAUGUCGGCCAGGGAGUAUGUCGAGUCGCUGCACCAGAACUCGAAAACAACGCUGCUAUAUGGGAAGAACAAUGUGCAGGUUCAACCAGUCCAGAAGGAGGAUGUGAAGCCACUGGCUGGCUACCUGUCGCUACACGAGAGCCCUGACGGCCUCAUCAUCAUGUGGACGCCCAACCAGCUGAUGAACGGCUGCUGCGAGGCCACAGACGAGGAAACUGACAGAAGUAUGUUCUGGGAGUUUGCAAUGACAGUCUGUGUUGAUGAAAUAGUGUACAUCCACUGUCACCAGCAGCCUGACUGUGGUGGCACCAUUGUUCUCGUUGGUCAAGAUGGCGUCCAGCGUCCUCCCAUCCACUUCCCAAAGGGAGGUCACCUACUGGCGUUCCUGUCCUGUCUGGAGACCGGUCUAUACCCCCGCGGUCAGCUCGACCCCCCACUGUGGGCGCAGCGCGGCAAAGUCACUCACCAAACAUCGAGUUUUGAUAUGAGCAGGCGUUCCUAUGGCAGAGACAGCAAGACAGGCAAAGUCUUUCCUAAAAUGAAGCGAAAAGGAAGUCAGCUCUCAAAUGAGGGAAGUCUGGGAAGUAGCAGUUCAAGUGCCGAUGAGGAGGAAGCGACAGAUUACGUAUUUCGAAUCAUUUCAACGUUCAGACCAAAUUCUAUUACUCCAGAAAUGAUGGACCCGAAAGCGAAACUGACGACGGAUCAGUCCCCAUGGGCCGUGCGGCGCCAGCUACCACCGAGUCCGCUGACCCAGUCGUCGAUGCAGUCGUACGCCAAGUCGCAGGAAGUCCAGAACAACACCUGUCUGUCGCAGACCAUGGUCCAGGGCGGGCCCAGCCACAGGUACCUAGCUCAUAUUAAACAGCUGUGUGAUACAAUGAGGAAGCAGAUCAUAUCCAGGGCAUUUUAUGGUUGGCUUGCACAUUGUCGUCACCUGAAGACUGUUCGCACACACCUAUCGGGAUUAGUGAAUGGGAAAAUAGUACCUUCAGAUAUCCCAUACGACGCCAUUGGUGGGCUCACUAAAGAACUCUGGCAAGAACUCAAUAACAAUGGAGUGGUGACCAACUCUGGUGAAGUCUAUCGUCUUGUAUACUAUGGUGGUGUUUGCCAUGACUUGAGGAAAGAGGUGUGGCCCUAUUUGCUGGGACAUUACAAAUUUGGCAGCGAGAAGGCAGAACGAGAGACAAGAGACUCCCACAUUCAGGAUGAAUACGAAAGAGUCAUGUCCGAAUGGCUGGCUGUUGAGGCCAUUGUGCGACAGCGGGACAAGGAGAUCAUGGCCGCCAAUCUAGCCAAGCUGUCCAAGGAGAGCAUGGACGGGCACAUCCCUCUCGCGAGGAAGGACUCGAAUCUAAGCAAUGACGUCUUUGAGUCGUUUGACUCAGAGGAGUUUUCACACCCCGAGACAUUGGUCGAGGAGAGUUCCACGGCGAUGACCACCCCAACGGCUGAACGGUCUAGUAUUAGCGACCUCGGUGGUACCGUGCAGAAAUCGGACCAGGUCGUGCAGACCGACACUCCGGUUCACGUCCGCCGAAUCAGCUCGUUAACUGACAGUCCGGAUGACGGUUUGGGCGACUCCAUCACGCGAGGGGGAUCGUCGACCGACCGGUCGAAACUGGACUCGUUGGAAGAUUGUGAAAUGAUGGACAAUUUGAAAAUAGAUCCCGAGGGAAGUGCUGACGAAUGUAUUGUGGUCACAAAGCUGUCUGUCGAUAGUGCGGUGGUGGAGGAAGAAGGGAACGUGAUUCAAGAGGCAGAAAGAAGUGAGGAUGUCGGGGUGGGGUCGGGUAGAACAGACGAGCCAGUGGCAGCACGCGUGACUGAUGCUCUAACCGUGGAAGAUGGUAUGACUUCGGCGUUUGAGCAUGACUCACUUGAGGGCAGUCGACAUUUGUCAGCGUCUAAAGAGAGCUUGGUGUCACCAGCGUCUCCUGCUUCCCAUGGCGGGAUCUAUUCAAACGAACUGCUUGAGGAUGUUGCUCUCAACUGGCACAGAAUAGACAAAGAUGUGCAGAGGUGUGACCGAAACUACUGGUACUUCUGCCAUGAUAAUCUGGAAAAACUCCGCAAUGUUAUGUGCACAUACGUGUGGCAGCACCUUGAUGUGGGAUAUGUCCAAGGGAUGUGUGAUUUAGUGGCUCCACUCCUUGUUAUUUUUGACGAUGAGGCACUGACAUACAGCUGUUUCUGCGAGUUGAUGAAGAGGAUGUCAUCUAACUUCCCUCAUGGCGGUGCCAUGGACACUCACUUCGCCAACAUGAGAUCUCUAAUACAGAUCCUAGAUUCAGAGUUAUUUGAACACAUGCAUCAGCAUGGUGACUACACCCAUUUCUACUUCUGUUACCGGUGGUUUCUUUUGGACUUCAAAAGAGAGCUUGUGUAUGACGAUGUGUUUUCCGUGUGGGAAACAAUCUGGGCGGCCAAGUACAUCAGCUCCUCCCACUUUGUACUCUUCAUAGCGCUGGCUCUAGUCGAGUACUACCGAGAUAUCAUCCUCGACAACAACAUGGACUUCACGGACAUUAUCAAAUUCUUCAAUGAAAUGGCUGAGAGACACAAUGCAAAGCAAGUUCUGAAGAUCUCGCGUGACCUUGUGUUGAAACUGCAGACACUGAUUGAAAACAAGUGAAGUCUUUUAACACUGAA